Molecule: messenger RNA, 1194 nt
Organism: Triticum turgidum subsp. durum (durum wheat)
Lineage: Eukaryota; Viridiplantae; Streptophyta; Magnoliopsida; Poales; Poaceae
Source: the annotation of a GenBank genome assembly
AUGAUUGCUUUUACAUACUUUGCACCGACUUCUGAUAAAUUCAAUCACCUCACGAGCAUAUUUUGCCACGGGAAUGUGCAGUAUUACAAGUUCGAGUUCGUGGUGAUGUGCACGGGGAAGUACGGCGACGUGCCGCGGAUGCCGGUGUUCCCGCCGGGAAAGGGGCCGGAGGUGUUCAAGGGGACGGUGAUGCACUCGCUGGACUACUGCAAGCUGAGCAAGGAGGAGACCGUUGAGCUGAUGAGAGGAAAGAAGGUUGUGGUGGUUGGGUACAAGAAGAGCGCUAUCGAUCUAGCCAACGAAUGUGUUCAGGCAAACCAAGGUGACGGCGGGCAGGCGUGCACGAUGCUGGUGCGGACCCUGCACUGGAUGGUGCCGUCAUACGCCAUCUGGGGCUUGCCAUUCUUCCUGUUUUACUCGACACGUUUCUCCCAGCUCUUCUACGAGCGGCCCAACCAGAGCUUCUUCAGAUCCCUCCUCUGCCGCCUCAUGAGCCCACUGCGGGCAGGGGUGUCGAAGUUCAUCGAGUCGUACCUGUUGUGGAAGCUGCCGCUGGGCAAGUACGGUCUGACGCCGGACCACCCCUUUGUCGAGGACUACGCCAGCUGCCAACUGGCCUUCCUCCCGGAGGGCUUCUUCGACAUGGCUGACCACGGCCUGGUGCGCUUCAAGAGGGCCCCCGACGGGUGGUGGCUCUCGGAGAUCGGCGUCGUCCUCGAAGACGGCACCGGGGUGGAGGCCGACCUCGUCUUCCUCGCCACCGGCUUCGAGGGCACGGACAAGCUCCGCGAGGUCCUCCCUAAGCCCUUCCGCGGCCUCCUCGUCGACGAGUCCUCCAUGAUGCCCCUCUACCACGGCACGAUCCACCCGCUGAUCCCGAACAUGGCAUUCGUGGGGUUCGUGGAGAGCGCAUCGAACCUGCACACGUCGGAGCUGCGGUGCCGAUGGCUGGCGGGGCUGCUGGAGGGGCGGUUCGAGCUGCCUACCGUGCAGGCCAUGAUGAGGCACGUCGCCGGCGAGGCCGACGCCAUGCGUCGCACCACGCGGUUCUACCGCCGGCACUGCAUCUCCACCUACAGCAUCCACGACAGCGACGGCAUGUGCGCCGACCUGAGCUCCGCCACGCACCGCAAGACCAACUGGAUCUCCGAGCUCUUCGCUCCAUACAACAAGGAGGACUACAAGCAACAGUAA